AUGUCGCAAACGGACCCUAUUGCCCCUAUUGUCACAGCGUCUAUACCACCAGGACCAACUGUCUGGUCGUUAGCUCUAGAUACCGGCAGGUCAUUAGCUCUGGAUACAGGGGACGGCUCUUCCCUAAUCAUUCAGACUGAGUUGCCUAGAACUACAUCGAAAAAUGUCGAAGGGGUACCAAACUUGGCCUCGGAAACCGUCAGCAAUGCUUCCACUACGAUCCAAUCGCAGAGUAUGGGACAGAAUACGACAAGUCCUUCGUCUCCCGGCCAAACCAGUAACAAAACUUGGAUCGCAGGUGCUGUGAUCGGACCAAUCGCUUUCAUCCUUCUGCUUGCAGGAGCCUUCUUCCUCGGACGCCGUAGCCGAAGAUCGGCGAAGUCGCCCAGGAGUUUCAGCCGUCUCAACAGCCAUGAAAUGGGCCAGACUGGGGAGAAACCGCCGGAACAAGCACCCAUGCCCGAACUACACGAAAUCGGCAUUGUUCCUUCCCAAGAACUUUACGGCUCGUUUCCAGAGCAUCCAACUGUUGCCGAAAAACCUUCCAACGAACCAUUAGCCCAAGAGUUACCCGCUUCAAUACCCCAGGCCAAGAUAAAUGGAAAGGGAUGUUGCGACAAGGAAUACGGGGCUGGGCUGAUACCGGACAACUAA
Messenger RNA from Clonostachys byssicola, 654 nucleotides. NCBI's taxonomy places the organism in Eukaryota, Fungi, Ascomycota, Sordariomycetes, Hypocreales, Bionectriaceae. The record is from the annotation of a GenBank genome assembly.